Sparassis crispa is the source of this 534-nucleotide messenger RNA. RefSeq lists its product as hypothetical. NCBI's taxonomy places the organism in Eukaryota, Fungi, Basidiomycota, Agaricomycetes, Polyporales, Sparassidaceae. The transcript is spliced from 3 exons. Bases 1 to 534 code for a protein of 177 amino acids. The record is from RefSeq and is a predicted model, not a curated record.
AUGGCGAUGCGGAUCGUUCACAUACCGGCGAACGCCUUCAAAUCCGUGAUAACAUACUGUACUCCAGAGGCCCGCGACUUGAUAUAUCACACCGCUGUGGAACGAUUCCCAACUGCAACCUCGAAUACGGAUCCAUAUAACUUGGAACAGAGGCCACCGCGGUCUAAUGAACCGACGCCCGCCAAUAUAGGAUUUGGUUUUACUGAACCUGUAUCUGAUCACCCAUUUCGUUCAAUGAGGUACCUGAAGAAGUUUGUAUUGGAAUCCAUGGCAGAGAAUCGGGAGGUGCAUAAGGUUAUCAUCAGGAGAGGUUCAGGCGGAGUGGAUGAGAAUGGACAAAAGAUGGAUACGGUCACUGGCAGGCACGGACUGCGACUGCUGAUACCUACUCAAAACUUCCCAAAGAAAGAUGUUUGGGCUUGGCGGCUGUUGUCGGAGGAGGAAAGGGCGAUGUUGGAGGACACCCAAGCUGUUGAAAACGAGCCGAAGGUCGUAUUGCAUCCCAGACACGACGAUGCCCGCGCCCGCUAUUAG